This is a messenger RNA of Rotaria sordida, 672 nucleotides long. NCBI's taxonomy places the organism in Eukaryota, Metazoa, Rotifera, Eurotatoria, Philodinida, Philodinidae. The record is from the annotation of a GenBank genome assembly.
AUGAUGCAACUGAAAAAACUUCUUUAUUAUUUAACGAAAGACAUAGAUCAACAUAGAACAAAUCAACUUUAUAAUGAUUUUCUAAAUGCUUGGUAUGCAUUAAAUUUGAAAGAGGUUCAUCAUGGCAAUCAAACAAUGAAAUUCGAGAAGACUAUUUCGAAAGAGAUAUGCGCCGAAAAUACAGACAUUAAUGCAUUUCUACUGCAUACAUUAAGCGAUGAAAGUAGUCUUCUUCUUGUUACACGUCUUAAAACACCUGCUGAAUUACAAUAUGAAAUUGUCAGCUAUUUUUAUGAUACUAUCAAAAACGGUGUUAAAACAGAGACUGAACGAAAACGUAUAUUACUUCAUUCUAUUCGACCGGAACAUAUUCUUAAUCUUGAUCGAAAAAUUUUGAGUCAAAAUUUAAUUGGUGAUUGUCUUGUUUCUAAUUAUCAAUAUGGAAAAGGUAAAGAUAUUAUCUAUUAUUAUGGAGAAAUCGAAAGCUAUUUGCAAAAUAUGAUCAAUUCGCUAAUGUUGAUUGAUACAGAUCGAUUACAUUGUCUCAAUUAUCAAUUUGAACUGUACGGAGAAAAUACGUCGUUGAUCAAUGAUAUUCGUGCUCGAAUCAAACAACAACCACUCUCGAAUGGUGAUCAAACUAAAUUACAGUCUCGUUGUCGGAAUGAAUAA